Suricata suricatta (meerkat) is the source of this 4314-nucleotide messenger RNA. RefSeq names its product RUN and FYVE domain containing 2 (gene RUFY2). Gene Ontology annotation, molecular function: metal ion binding. The coding region runs from base 218 to 2239 and encodes 673 amino acids. The record is from RefSeq and is a predicted model, not a curated record. The transcript has 18 exons. Gene Ontology annotation, cellular component: cytoplasm. Lineage: Eukaryota; Metazoa; Chordata; Mammalia; Carnivora; Herpestidae.
GCGGACUGAGAGCUGACCCUGGCUCUCCAUCCUAAGCUGAAGGACGGUGCCGGGCGAGCAGGACUGGUGGUGAUGGGCACGGAGGCCUCGAGUCGCUACUGAGUCAGGGCUUGGGCCUGGGCGGAGGCAGCCUGGGACUCGGGGGCGCCAGGGAUCGCCAUGGCAACGCGCGGCCGCCCCUGGUUCCCUCACGACCCCACCCGAGUUAUAGGGCCUGAUGGCCGAGGGCUCGUUGUCUGACGACUUCCAAGGGGCGAAGACAGGGUUGGUCGGGGGGCCGCUCCCGGGUCGGUGGAACAGCCGCGGACGGGCGAUGUCUUUUCAGGUUUGGGGGUGGCGGAGGGAAGACGCGUCUCGGGUUUUGGCCUGGGUGCCCGACGCCGUGGGCGGGAGAGGUGCAGCGAUGCCGCGCAGGACCCCGGCUACAAAAGACCCCACAGCUGUAGAGAGAGCAAACUUGUUAAACAUGGCUAAAUUGAGUAUCAAAGGACUCAUUGAAUCUGCUCUGAGCUUUGGCCGCACUUUGGAUUCUGACUAUCCACCAUUGCAGCAGUUCUUUGUUGUUAUGGAACAUUGUCUGAAACACGGUCUUAAAGUAAGAAAAUCAUUUUUGAGUUAUAACAAAACUAUCUGGGGCCCCUUGGAACUGGUGGAGAAGCUAUACCCAGAAGCAGAGGAAAUAGGAGCCAGUGUCCGGGAUUUACCUGGUCUCAAGACCCCCCUGGGUCGUGCAAGAGCAUGGCUUCGAUUAGCCCUCAUGCAAAAAAAAAUGGCUGAUUACCUGCGUUGCUUAAUUAUUCAAAGGGAUCUCCUAAGUGAAUUUUAUGAAUAUCAUGCACUAAUGAUGGAAGAAGAAGGAGCAGUGAUUGUUGGGCUGCUGGUUGGCCUGAAUGUGAUAGAUGCGAAUCUCUGUGUGAAGGGAGAAGAUUUAGACUCACAAGUUGGAGUGAUUGAUUUUUCCAUGUAUUUAAAGAAUGAAGAAGAUAUUGGAAAUAAAGAAAGGAAUGUUCAAAUUGCUGCCAUAUUAGACCAGAAGAAUUAUGUUGAAGAAUUAAAUAGACAACUGAACAGCACAGUCAGCAGUCUCCAUUCAAGAGUUGACUCAUUAGAGAAGUCAAAUACUAAGCUGAUUGAAGAGUUAGCAAUAGCAAAGAAUAAUAUCAUUAAACUCCAAGAAGAAAAUCAUCAAUUACGCAGUGAAAAUAAAUUGAUUUUAAUGAAAACACAGCAGAACCUAGAGGUUACUAAAGUAGAUGUGGAAACUGAGCUUCAAACAUAUAAGCAUUCUCGGCAGGGGCUUGAUGAAAUGUACAAUGAAGCCAGAAGACAGCUUCGAGAUGAAUCUCAAUUAAGACAGGAUGUAGAGAAUGAGCUAGCAGUACAAGUUAGUAUGAAACAUGAGAUUGAACUUGCCAUGAAGUUGUUGGAGAAAGAUAUUCAUGAGAAACAAGAUACUCUGAUAGGCCUUCGGCAACAACUAGAGGAAGUUAAAGCAAUUAACAUAGAGAUGUAUCAAAAGUUGCAGAGUUCUGAAGAUGGCUUGAAAGAAAAAAAUGAAAUAAUUGGCCGCCUAGAAGAAAAAACCAAUAAAAUUACUGUAGCUAUGAGGCAGCUGGAGCAAAGAUUGCAGCAAGCAGAGAAGGCACAAAUGGAAGCUGAAGAUGAAGACAAGAAAUAUCUACAAGAAUGUCAGAGUAAAUCCGACAGUCUGCAGAAACAAAUCUCCCAAAAGGAGAAACAGCUGGUGCAGCUGGAGACCGAUCUGAAGAUUGAGAAGGAGUGGGGGCAGACUUUGCAGGAGGAUCUUCAAAAGGAGAGAGAGGCCUUAUCGCAUCUUAGAAAUGAGACCCAGCAGAUCAUUAGUCUUAAAAAAGAGUUCCUUAACAUCCAGGAUGAAAAUCAGCAGUUGAGAAAAAUAUAUCACGAACAGGAGCAAGCUCUUCAAGAACUUGGCAGCAAACUUAGCGAAUCAAAACUUAAAAUAGAAGAUAUAAAAGAAGCCAACAAAGCAUUGCAGGGACUGGUUUGGUUGAAAGACAAAGAAGCAACACAUUGUAAACUUUGUGAAAAGGAAUUCUCACUCUCCAAGAGAAAGCACCACUGUAGAAACUGUGGGGAAAUUUUCUGUAAUGCUUGCUCUGACAACGAACUGCCUUUGCCUUCUUCACCAAAGCCAGUACGGGUUUGUGAUUCCUGCCAUGCACUGCUGAUCCAGAGAUGCUCAUCUAACUUGCCAUAAAACUCCAGAACUUAAGUGCUUACGUAUGAGCGUACCUACAGUGGAUGGUUAACAUAUGAACAUGUAUAUGCUGUGUUUAGACAGCCCUUUUUAAGCAGCUUUCAGACUACUGGUACCAGUUUUAUCUUCCACAUAUUCCUGGGAAUUAGAAGCUGUAGAAUAGCUCGUUGUUACUCAAGAACUUUCAACAGGGCAUGCUUUAAGAUAACUUUAGCUUAAUUCCUAAUUGAUAUAAUCAUCAUGUAACUUUUAAUGCCAUUGAAAAGGCCAGAUUACAUAACACACAAACACGCACUUGCCUUAUUUUGUAAAGGCCUUCUUUAAAGUAGGGAUGCAGAUUAAUUCUCCAGAUUGUCAAAUUCGUAUUUGACGGUGCCUGCAGGUUUCUUAAUGCACUUUAAAGCUUCACAAUUCGCGGAGAAAGAUCAGAGACACAUUGAGCUUUUUAUAAGUAUUAAUAUCCUGACUCAACAGACUUUUCCUUAGCUUGCUAAGAUUUCAACCAUAUCUUUGUCCUUUCUGCCCUACUGCCUUUUCCCAUUUUGCAUUAGAAAAGGCCAAUACUUUAUCCUAUGAAAUUUCCUUUUGGUCUCCCUCUAAUCAUUAAUAUAUUUAUUAGUACUUCUCAGAUAUAGUGGGCUAAAGAGGUAUUAAUUUACCUGUUUUUUCCUUUGAAAGGAAGUUAAAAUUAUCCUUCACCUUUACCUUUCUUUUUACCAAAAAAAGUUAUUUACUUGCACAUCUUUCCAUAUGGUAUACCUGCUAACACUGCUAAUUUAAGGGAGGGCUCAUACCUCUUUAAAAAGAACAAUUUGUCCCCAGAAAAAAGGUUUAUUAUUAGGGAUUACAGGGAUUGGUUCUCCUCUGAGAAAUCUAAAAUAGUUAAAACUUUCCCUUUGAUAGAACUUUAUUUUUAUUGUAUUUCCAUUCUAUUAACUUUUAGGAAGCAUUACAUUGUAGUGAUCCACUACUGGAGUUAUACAUUCAUAUAAUGAGAACCUAAGGCAGCAUCUGGAGCAGAUGAUCUGAUCUGAGCCCUGCCAUGAACACAUUAACUAUGUCAAGCAUGAAGGAUUCAAUAAACACUAGUCCCAUUAUACUGCUUGUAGAAUACCCAACCUAUGUAAAGUUACCCUUGUAUGAUUAAUCCUUUAAAUAGCAUCCCCACUUAGGACACCCCUUUUCCCUCUCCCUUUAGGUAUUAAUUUUAGCCAUGCACUUUAAGUCUGUGAACCUUCACACAGGUCAGAUAGGAAUUUUCUACUAAUCCUGAGCAUUGUUAUUUAGUGAAUUAAUCAUGGGCACCCCCUCCCACCUAAAAUGGAAUUACUUAUUCUGCAGGAUCCUUUCCUCAGAAUAUAUUUUUCACUUGGGUUUAAAAUACCAAUUUUCUAAAUUGCCAAAGUUUGAAACCAGUAUUUUACUCGAAUUUUUUUUCCAUACCCAGGUCUUCAGUUAGAACUACUGUACAGAUUUUUAGGUGGUCUUUCUUGAAUGCUGACAGAAAUAUUGUCGAGAUGAAUUAUAUUCUUAAAUGGUUUUGUAUUGAUGGGGAUGAAUUAACAUUUUUACGAUAGCAGAAAAAUUAGCAAAUAUGAAAUUUCAAGUACUAUGUGUUUUUUAUUACUGUGCUUAUUAGAACAAAUUUUUGAAUGUGGUCUUAAAUUCUAAGGCUGGUUUCCUCAACAAAUAAACCUUUUCAGUCCCCCUUUGAAUUUUAUUCAAAACUCCCAUUAUCACCAUUGAUUUGGGCUUCUUUGCAAACCUUUAGGACAGGAAUCCAACUUGCUCCAUUUAGUUUCGGCUCUUAGCUAUUUACACAAUUUUGGAUUUUGUUAUAAAACUUAACUGGUAUUAUGAGUCUACACUUUGUCAAGAUUUGCCCUCAGAAUGUACUUAUUUAGCUCUAUGAAUUCCACAUACCAUUCCUUCGUCUAGCCAGUACAGUAAUGCUAUGGUGGUGCCAAGGAAUUGUGAUGGUAAUUCUUUUACUCUGCAACGUUUUAAAACACAAUGUGAAUUUUAUAAACCAAAUAAAAGAUAUGAAAAAUUAGCCUUUCAAAGGGCAACUUGCA